Messenger RNA from Asterias rubens (European starfish), 3060 nucleotides. RefSeq names its product dr1-associated corepressor-like. The record is from RefSeq and is a predicted model, not a curated record. Gene Ontology annotation, cellular component: nucleus; negative cofactor 2 complex. The transcript has 7 exons. Bases 137 to 859 code for a protein of 240 amino acids. Lineage: Eukaryota; Metazoa; Echinodermata; Asteroidea; Forcipulatida; Asteriidae. Gene Ontology annotation, molecular function: RNA polymerase II general transcription initiation factor activity; protein heterodimerization activity; transcription corepressor activity. Gene Ontology annotation, biological process: negative regulation of transcription by RNA polymerase II; positive regulation of transcription by RNA polymerase II; transcription by RNA polymerase II.
GCGAUGUGUAGAUGGAAACGAGAAUUCAUAAUGACGAAAGAUUAAAAAUGGCAGCGUGCACAAAACUCUGCAAUACAACAUUGCGAUUCCUGUGUAUUGUUGGAAAAUAAACUUGGGAUCUGAUUUUUGGAUAAUCAUGCCUAGAAAGAAGAAGAAAUACAACGCCCGAUUUCCACCAGCAAGGAUAAAGAAGAUAAUGCAGCUGGACGAAGAUGUUGGCAAAGUGGCUGCAGCUGUACCGGUCGUCAUUUCCAAGGCGCUGGAGAUCUUUGUAGAAUCUCUUCUGACAAAGUCGCUGCAACAGACUCAAGCCAGAAGUGCUAAGACGAUGUCAACAUCUCAUAUAAAACAAUGCAUCGAGAGUGAGGGCACAUUUGAUUUUCUGAAGGACCUUGUGGAGAAUGUACCAGACAUGCCAUGUGAGGAGGAAGAUGGUCCUCAACCACCCACUGUGCAUCCAACUGAGCGAAAACACAGGCAGCAUAAUAAACCAAGGAGGAAACGCAGCAAGGAUGAAGGGGCCGGUCCAAGCAAUAGCCAACUGAAGCAGUCAUCAGAAGAACAGUCCACAUCAGAGGAUGACUCUGAUACUGAGGAGGAUGAAGGAACAUACAAUAGCGACGGCAACAACAUGCAAGACCCUCUGGCCUCUGCUGUAGCAACUGCUGAGAUACCAAGUCCGGCCUGUGUGCCAGGAAUGCAUCCAGCCCAGUCGACCUCACCGCCUACAUUGCCUAUGCCACCAAUACCAGUCUUCCAGCCACCAACCGCAGCUAUGGGUACCGUCCACAUGGGCAUGGGCAUGUACCAGGCACCCAAGAACAACAGCACAGAUGAUGAUGAGAAUUAUGAUACAUAACAAAUGAUCCUACUGGUUUUUUGUGUUUUUUUCUACACUGGUAUGUUCUUGAGAUAUCCCUCUCUCCGAUGGACCAUUCAAAUGGAAGUUUGGAGUGAUUAACAGUUCGUAGACCAUUGGUUGAUCUAAUGUCAUUGCAAUAUGCGGAUUCAGUGCUUUGUGAUGGUAUUAUCCAGUGGUAAUAUACAGCUAAGACAAACAUAGUGUUUUGUGGAAACUAUUUAGAUAGACUAUUAUCAUCUUGAAACAAGUCAAAAUGAGGGGGUCAGCCACUGGGUGUCUUUGCUUGAAAUCACAUGAUCCGCAAUGCUACUGUGCAAUACCAUGGUGAGUGAAAGCCCACACUCCUGUUGACUUAUCGAUCAACGUCAUUGGUAAAGGUUUUUGUAUGACGAAUGCUGUGGAGUGCACAUAUGGUGUAAUCACUGUAUUGCUGUUGAUUCAUCUGAACAGAUGAGGUUAAAGCUGUAUCCAAAUUUGGCGUCUACAGCUACUGCUACAGCUGUUGCUAAGGACGUCCGAUACAUCAACACAUGACGCGAAAAUCUAGCUGUAGCCCUAGCUGUAGUCGCCAAUUUGGACACUGCCUAAGGGUCUGUUAUCUACUCAUUCAUGCAUUCAGAGAUUGAGCAGUGCUCCAGUUUUGAUUGGCGAGUCUGUUUGAGCAUGGUGCCAACGGAAGUAGGGAUUUAAUUUAGUUCUGUAGUUAUCUUUUUAGCAUUUAAAUUUCUGUAUAUAAAGCGUUCGAGCCAGGUUUUGUAUUUGGUACUUGGCAAAUAUGCAUAACAUGGCAUUUUGCAUGUUGACAAAAACUUUCUUUGGUAAAAGAUUUUUAUGUGCAGAAGAAUCAACGUGAUUUUGCAGAACGAUGACAUGAAAUAUUGCAAAAGACUUUGAUCAUAGUUUCUCUACCAUCUUGGUUUGUUUUCUUCCUUCAAACCAGUGAAACUAAACUAUGGCUGGAAGGGAAAACAAAUGGUCUGACCCUUUUUAUAAAUUAAGAAUUAAGGCUGUCAAUGUGUCAUUGUCGUUGUGUAUACCAGUACAGGGAAUCUCACAGAGAUGACUGCAGCAUGAUACAGUUCAUUCAUUGUUUUAGUUCUUAAAAAAGUUUCUGCCUAGCAUUUAUAAAAAGGGGUCAACGUCUACUCUGAAAAAAAAGUUACACAAGUUGGUUCUGCACACAUUGUUUAUAUAAUUACAAGAUGUGCGGAAACAUGGCCGUAUUAUAAAUGGUCUGUCAAAAACAAAAGACCACUGAUAUUAGUGAGAAACAAGGUAACAAACCAUUGUCUUUACAAGUGUCACAAUUGUCAAAAGUAAAACAUCACUUUAGAAGUUGGAACUUCAUUUUACUUUGACACUUUUUCAGAUCAUUUAAGAAGGAAUUACCAUGUUCUUUCCUGAGGAAUAUUUAACAGUUAUAAACAUAAUAUAGCGUUCAUUUCAGAGUUCAAAACGGAAAAAUGUAUACUUUUAAAUUAUAGUGUGUCGCAUCUGACUGCUACUCGUUCAUUAAUUAUUAUUAAGAAUAGAUAAUAUGUAAGUGGUUCAUUUUAAACCACAAGGUUCAUUUUAAAUUACAAAACUACAACAUCACCUAAAUGUAUUGUACUGGAUUGGUUGGGCUUAACAAUCAUAGACAGUGUUUUUAUCUGGAAAUCUGUGAUUAUAUGAAAUGACGAACAUUUCGGAUUAAUCUAUAAUGUGAGUCAGGAGAAAAUAGUGAAAACCAGGCACAGUUUUCAGCAUGUAAACACACUCCUCAAAUUUGUUUGUAACAACCGAAAUCCGCUGUUUCAGUUUUUAAGGUACAAUUUUCUCAAAUUAUGGUUUUAGAUGAAUCUCCUAAUUGGUAUGCUGUCAGACUGAAAUUAAACACGGAUGUUUGAAGCCUAAUAUCUAACCUGUAUAAUGCUCAAAAGAAAACAUAUUACUUUACGAGAAAUUCAAGGCUGGGGUCGACUGGUGAGGCCAUGACCACUUUCUUGUAAGAACAAAUCUACCCUCUUGUUGCGCUUAACUCUUUCCCCUGUUUAUAAAACUUGCUUAGUGACUAAUUUUACUUCAAAAUGGGGUUGGAAAUAUUCUAUAGGCCUACGUGGUGAUAUGACAAGUAUUGUAUGUAUCGAUUGUUCUUUGUGAGGACACGUUUGAAUGUACAAAUUAUAGUUUCAGAGAAAAACAAUGAAAUACACUGA